CCCCAUCCCAUCCUAUCCCAUCUCUCCCUCCCUGCCCGGCUGCCCGACCGACCAAGGAAACGGAGACGAAACGAAACCACUCGUCGCGAGACGCGCACCAGGGGCGGCAGGGCAGGGAACAGAUCUCCGGUCUCCACCCCGCUUCCGAUCCGAUCAGCUCCGGGGCCACGAUGGGGGACGGCCGCUGCUGCACGUUCCUGGAGAUCCUCCUCGCCGUCAUCCUCCCGCCGCUCGGCGUCUUCCUCCGAUUCGGCUGCUGCAGCAUGGAGUUCUGCAUCUGCUUGCUGCUCACAAUCCUUGGCUAUGUCCCUGGAAUCAUCUACGCCAUUUAUGUCCUUGUUGCCCUCGACUCUGACCGGCACGAGAGGGAAUACUAUACCCUCGCGUAGCCCGUUUGCUUGUGUCAUGCCUAAGAACUUUACAGUGCACAGUUGAGUCGAGUUGCUAUUUUCAUGUGAAUUAUUAUCUGGUAGUUCAAUAUUGGUGUAACCAAGUGGUCCUGUCUGGAGUCUGGUGGUGAAUCUUUCUUACCCAUCUUGAGGUCUCUCGACGUUAUAUUUCAGUCUGUCAAGUUCUUGAACUGCGCUCCAGUUUAUCCAAUCUGUAAUUGUGAUAUACUGUAAGAAAGAAUAAGAUGGGACUCCUAUUUCUGGAGCAUUUGCGAUUUAUGAUUGGUGCUAUCAUGCAAAUAUACA
This is a messenger RNA of Panicum hallii, 695 nucleotides long. Its product is annotated as hydrophobic protein OSR8. Gene Ontology annotation, cellular component: membrane. The coding region runs from base 171 to 389 and encodes 72 amino acids. The record is from RefSeq and is a predicted model, not a curated record. The transcript is spliced from 2 exons. Lineage: Eukaryota; Viridiplantae; Streptophyta; Magnoliopsida; Poales; Poaceae.